This is a messenger RNA of Benincasa hispida (wax gourd), 1768 nucleotides long. Its product is annotated as DHHC-type zinc finger family protein. Gene Ontology annotation, biological process: peptidyl-L-cysteine S-palmitoylation; protein targeting to membrane. Gene Ontology annotation, cellular component: Golgi apparatus; endoplasmic reticulum. Lineage: Eukaryota; Viridiplantae; Streptophyta; Magnoliopsida; Cucurbitales; Cucurbitaceae. Gene Ontology annotation, molecular function: protein-cysteine S-palmitoyltransferase activity. The record is from RefSeq and is a predicted model, not a curated record.
ACUCUUUUUUAUUAAAAAAAAGAAAAAGAAAAAUCUUUUUCCUUUCCCGAAUUCUCCAUUCUCCACAUUCAAAUCCUUCUCCGCUUUGGGGCUUCAAUUAUCAAACCAAAAAUCGAAGCAGAAAUGAAGGUUGAAGAUUGAUUGAUCACUGUAACAAGAUCUUCGCCGGCCCGACGCCAUCCCUUUGACCCUUCCGGAUGUCGAGUAACUGAACCGAUCAGGGGAAUCAAAACUAGCUUCUCUUUCAAUUUCGGGUUUGAUGGCUGUACAGUGGUUACUGUUAUGCCAUGGCUUGGUUACACUUCUAGUGGUGGUUUCUUUCCUUUGUGGUCAGUGGCCUAUCUUUGAGGGCACUCCCAUUCAACGUAUUCACCAUUUUCUCACUUCUGGCGCCUACGAUUAUUUCUUACGAUUUGUAGGGUAUGUAUUUGGGUCAAAAGGAACUAAUGCAGUUCUGGCGGUCGAAAGUUUUUGCUGCGACAGACCUAAUCCAAUCCUUCAGGUUAUAUAUCUUGCUAUAAUCGGGGUUACCUAUUACAUUAUUACAAUGUCUACAUUCAAAUACGUCCCUGGUUAUUAUUUAAGUGGAAUUCAUAGGUAUACAAGCUUUUUGGCUGUUACUGUUGGUGUUCUCCUCUUUCUAUUAACCAGCUUUUCUGAUCCAGGGACAGUGAAUGCUGAUAAUGUAACUCGUUAUCUGUCUGCUUAUCCAUAUGACAACAUUAUUUACUCUGAAAAAGAAUGUUCAACUUGCAAAAUUCCAAAACCUGCUAGAUCCAAACAUUGCAGCAUAUGUGAUCGUUGUGUUGCCCGCUUUGAUCAUCAUUGUGGAUGGAUGAAUAACUGUAUAGGGGAGAGGAAUACCCGGUAUUUUAUGGCCUUCCUUUUGUGGCAUUUCCUUCUUUGUGUAUACGGGACGGUUGCAAUUGGACUAGUUCUUGCUGGACAAUUGAAAGAACUAAAAGUUAUUCAUAUCUUGACGGUUUAUUAUGGCAUUGAAAAUUCUUUCUCCGGUCUAGCUCCUUAUGUCAUACAAUGGAUUUUGAGCUCGUACAAUACUCAACUACUACUUAUGGUGUUUCUCGCGAUAGUAUGCCUGCUAUUAGGAGGCUUCUUUGGUUACCAUGCCAAACUCUGUCUUACAAAUACUACGACAAAUGAGACUUUUAAGUGGCAAGAGUACAUUAGCUGGCAAAGGAAGGUAAAUGAAGCCAAGGCAAGUGCAGCAGCCUUAAAAACAAGCAUGGAUUGUCUGAGUUCUGAAAGAAAGCCUCCAGAGAGCAAAUGGAGAACCAUUUUUCGUAGAUCUCCACUCGAACAAGUGCAGGUUGUCAAGAAUAAUACUUACGAUCGAGGAUUGUUAUACAACAUUCAUGAGGUCAUUUUACCUUUCUCAUCAAGACCAUCAUUUUCACGAAGAAAACCAAAAUCUGGCUGAGACUGCUGUAAAUUAAAUGUUAUGUGAACUGUGUUGUUGUUUCAUUCAAUGUAAAACAUCGAUGGGUUGGUCGGUCAUGCUGGUUCUUCAGCUUUGAAGGUCGAUCGCUUGGUUGAUCAGUCUUGGCGGAGGGUGGCCCUCUCGAGAUUGUACAAUUUCAUAUGCUCUUGAUUUUUGCAUUUCUUCAUGGCUUUGUGGUGGUGUGCCUUAUUGACCUCCUAAUUUUUGGUUUUUACGAGUAUGUUGUGAAAUUUUAGAUGUUUUCUUUUCUAAUGUAAACUAAUUUAAAAGAAGUUUUGAUUUCUAAGCAAUUUGUGAGCUUUCGAAUGA